This is a messenger RNA of Drosophila kikkawai, 3151 nucleotides long. RefSeq names its product tyrosine protein kinase receptor torso (gene tor). Gene Ontology annotation, biological process: multicellular organism development; cell surface receptor protein tyrosine kinase signaling pathway; positive regulation of kinase activity. Lineage: Eukaryota; Metazoa; Arthropoda; Insecta; Diptera; Drosophilidae. Gene Ontology annotation, molecular function: transmembrane receptor protein tyrosine kinase activity; ATP binding. Gene Ontology annotation, cellular component: plasma membrane; signaling receptor complex. The record is from RefSeq and is a predicted model, not a curated record.
CCAGAUAAACCGAGAGCAGCGGUUGUUAUUGAUCUACUGAUCUUGCUUCUGGUCUUUAAGAUUUUACUAAAUUUAAUUAAAACAAAAUAGUGAAAAGUGCAAAUAAUUAAGAGUAUCAAAGUGCAUGGCAAAAGUGCAAUAAACCGAAAGCAAGCUUGAAAAGAAAAACAAAUAUUUUGCAUGCAAAUACUAACAAAAGAAAGAAAAUAAUUUGGGAAAGAAAUAAAGAAAAUGCUUAUUUUCUAUGGCAAAUAUGCAUUUCUCUUCUGGUUCUUCCUGGGCACCAAUAAAGGUGAAGUGCUCCUAAUGCAGCAAAUCUUCCAUGACAAUACCCUGCUCAAUGUGACUGCCUGUACACAGAAUUGUCUGGAAAUGGGCAACCAGGACUUCCGAGGCUGUUACAAAGAUUGCAAAUCAAAUGGAACUGCUCCUGGGCCUCUACGCAAAGUACAGGAAAACUUUCAACUGCACAUGCUGUGUCGCACAGAGUCGCAGAUAGUUUUUCAUAUAGAUUGGGUCCAGCAUAGCGGGGGAAACGAGACAGCCCCAAAUUCCACCUACAUUAUCAAGGUGGCCAGAGAGAAAAUUACAGAGACAAAACUUUAUUUGUCUGACGAGAACUUCAUUAUACUGUCCCACUUGGAGUCAAACUCCAGCCACAAUAUAACCGCUCUGGCGGUGCAUGGAGAUGGUAGCUACUCCUUGAUAGCCCGAGAUCAAAGCUUUCUAACCCUGCAACGUGGCUACCAGCCCAGCAAAAUGGGAGCUGUAAGCCUGCGAGGAUUUGUGCCGCAGAAGAAUGAGACCCAUCGCAUAGCCGCUGAGAUUGAAUGGCAGCCUUCAGCGGAGCGCAAUUGCUACUUUGAUAUGGUGUCCUACUCCACCAACAGCGUGAAUAUGGAUGAACCACGGCAGGUGGAGUUCCGAGAUCUUCGAAAGCUAUACAGGCACACGGUGGACAACAUGGAAUUCGACAAAACCUAUCUAGUGGGCGUGAGAACAGUGAAUAUAUUAAACCGACUGGAGAGCGAAGUGGAGUGGCUUACAGUUCAGGCGCCCAGUUGUUUGGAUUGGUAUCCCCUUAACUACACACUUUGCGCUCCUCACAAGCCUGAAAAUCUAAGCGUCCUGCAAGAGCAGUAUGAACGAAAUACAUUGGCCUUGAAUAUCAGCUGGUCGCAACCCAAUCUUCUGCCAGACAACUACUCACUUCGCAUCUUUGAUCUGUACCUGGGCAGCAAGGAGGUGAACUUCACCCUGGACAAGAGCACAAGCCACUUCUUUAUACCCCGGAUCACUGUCCUGGGCUCCCACUUCGAGGUGCAUUUGGGGGCUCUGUCAAAGGGCGGCAAGAAUUUCAGCGUUCUGACCCUGGACAAGGCGCCAAGGGAUGCCUGGUUGAGUGAGGGCAACCUGAUUAAGCUGAUACUCUUCAUCAUUGUGCCCAUCUGCUGUAUUUUGAUGCUGUGCUUCCUGACCUUUUGCAGACGGAAUCGGUCGGACUGCCAGCCCUUUGAAAUGGAGGCCAAGGAGGCAAAGGCAAGUGAUUUCCACCUCUCGUUGAUGGAUAGUAGUGGUCUGUUGGUGAGCUUGUCUGCCAACGAGAGCAUGGACUUUGCGGAUGAACUGGAGGUGGAGCCGCGAUCGGUUCUUUUACAGGAUGUUUUGGGCGAGGGCGCCUUUGGUUUGGUGCGACGAGGAGUCUACAAGAAGCGACAAGUGGCUGUAAAAUUACUUAAAGAUGAACCCAAUGAGGAGGACGUGUACGCCUUCAAGUGCGAGAUUCAGAUGCUUAAGGCGGUGGGCAAGCAUCCGAAUAUUGUGGGCAUCGUGGGCUACUCCACACGCUGCAGCAACCGUAUGAUGUUGCUCAUCGAAUACUGCAGCCUGGGCAGCCUUCAGAACUUCCUAAGAGAGGAGUGGAAGUUCCGACAAGAGCGUUGCGUAGUUGGUCUUAAACACAAUCUGGAGCAGAAUGUGGACAAGCGGCGAUUUCAGCGACCCAGUCGGCUUUCUAUCCAUGAUCGCAUAGAAGACAUCAACGGCUCCAUGUUAUCGACUGUGGAGGAGGAAAGUGAGGCUGAUCAGACACACAACAGCAGCCGAGUGGAGACCUACACACUCACACGAAUCACAAAUGCAGCAGAUAAUAAAGGCUACGGACUGGAGGACAUUGAGAAUGUUGGUACCAAUCAUAGCCAGAAAGUUGUAAACGCUGCCAAGAAUGAGUGCAAAUUAGAGCAAUGUCCGGGGACCAAGGAGAAGUCGAGUGUAAAGACAAAGCUGGAGUCAAAGUUAGAAAGCAAAAGUCGAACCUUUGAGAACAAGGAAUACUUUGAUUCUCUUAACUUCGAAGAGACAAAACCCAGAGUUCCACUGAAAUAUGCGGAUUUACUGGACAUUGCCCAGCAAGUUGCAGUGGGAAUGGAGUUUUUGGCCCAAAAUAAGGUGGUGCAUCGGGAUUUGGCAGCCCGUAAUGUGCUGAUCUCCCUAGAUCGCAGCAUUAAAAUUGCAGACUUUGGACUGAGUCGCGAUGUCUACCAUGAGAAUGUCUACCGCAAAUCCGGAGGCAGUGGCAAGCUGCCCAUCAAGUGGCUGGCACUGGAGUCCCUCACCCACCAGGUGUACACUAGCCAGAGUGAUGUCUGGUCUUUUGGCGUCUUGCUUUACGAGAUCACCACGCUCGGCGGGAUGCCCUAUCCAUCGGUGUCGCCCAGCGAUCUGCUGCAAUUACUGCGGCAGGGUCACAGGAUGAAGCGUCCUGAGGGAUGCACCAAUGAAAUGUUCGCUUUGAUGGAAAGCUGCUGGUGCUCCGUUCCCUCACACAGACCGACCUUCACCGGACUCAAGGAUAAACUGGGUGCCAUGAUCGCGGCCACCAACGAUAUGCCCCAGAGGCUACAGCAACUGCAAGCCAAAUUGGAGUCCUGUAAAGUGAAGCAGCUGUCCUCCGAGGAAGAGCCGUACUUGGAGCCUCUGCAAUGAGGUCCUCGCCCUGAAGAACAUCCUAAGUGCAAUACAAGAUAGUUAUGUAGAAAAUUAUUGGACAAAAGAUAUCCUAGAAAUCAAAUUACAAAUUAGACAACCAACGCUGACAAGCAGCUACAUAAAGUUUGCUAGAAAAUAAAGAGUAAUGUUAGUUUUAAGUAAA